AUGUUGAGCCAUCUUGCGGUUAUCUUCAUAUCUCUUGUCAGUGCCACGCUCGCUGAUACUAGCUAUGAUUCCACCACCACUAUCACACUUACUCCUGAGAUCACCAUGACUACCACUAUUGGUUACAUUGAAGAAAUUUUUGAAACGGCAUAUAUUUAUACCAAUUCAUACAGUUCGCUUACUACAACUACUGCUACUGGUAGCACCAGAUAUGUUUUAGCAACUGGAACUCCAUUCCCUACUGUCAGUUCCUCUGUGUCUGAUGAAACUGAUGUUGAGUCUUCUACGUCUACUUCCCUAGGUUCUGCAAUUUCUGCAGCUGCCUCUGAUGUUGAACUUGAGGUGAGCUCCGCGAUCACCACUAGCUCUAGCUUCGGCUCCAGCUCCAGCUCCAGCUCGGCAGUAUCUAUUUCUGAAGUGUCAAAAUCCACACAAGCAUACUCCUCUAUGACUUACCCAUCAUUCUCAGCUUUGUCGAAUGCGGUAGCAGCUUUCUCGGAAUCAACUUCCUCUAUCCCAAAGGGUGACUAUUCUACGUCAACCUCCGCAACUACCACCACAUUCCACGAUGGCUCAUCAGCUGUGAUUGAGUACGUCGUUUUAUAUACCCAAGAUUGUUAA
Molecule: messenger RNA, 621 nt
Organism: Debaryomyces fabryi
Lineage: Eukaryota; Fungi; Ascomycota; Pichiomycetes; Serinales; Debaryomycetaceae
Exons: 1
Coding region: 1-621 (206 amino acids)
Source: RefSeq, a predicted model, not a curated record